UCACUUUUCAUCAUGUCUUCAUUUUCACAAUGUUUCUUUUUCUAUCUUUGAUUUUUGGGACUUCCUCCUCACUUUAUAUAUUCUUCUCUGUCCCAUUUAUUUCUGUUUCCUUCAUGUGCUGCUCUAUUUAUUAACAACUGUUCGUUAAUCUCAAACACGUGGGACCUUUUCUAGUUUUUCAUUUGUCCUUAGGAUUAGGGUUAACCUCGUAAACUUGUCCAUCUCUAGAGCUGUAUUUUUAGUGGCUUACACUUUAUUCUCAUGUAAAUCAGACCUGAGUGUCGUGUAGUACAUGUGUGUGAGAGACAUACAGUAUCAUCCCUCCUAUAAUCUCUUUAUCCCUGUCAGGGUGACAGAGGAGACUCUUCUACUGGACGUCCGAACCCUCCAGUCCUUCACUCAUCCCAUCCCUCCGAUUUUCUCUCCUUUUCUCUUCAGAUUCCAGACUAUAGAGGAUAUAAAGGCUUUAUGAGUGUGUGUCUGUGUGUGGGGAGGGUCUCUCCUCAGUUUCCACAGUGAUGAGUUUGGCUGAAAGUUGGUGGAUCUAGGCCACAUAACCGAGGCUGACGGAUAAUCUGCUGACAGCUGGCCAGAAGGCCAAUAUCUUCAUGGCUAAAGUAGCUCCACUAACUCCCCCCACCAUCGUCCUACAAGACAUGGAGGAGGAGCCAGGUGAAAUCAAAGAAGGCGGCAGAGACACUCAUGGAUCAGGACCAGGGGUUUUGUUCAACGUCAAUAACAGCAACAACAAUGAGGAAGAGGAGGAAAAGAAGAAAAAGAAGAAAGAGAAGAAAGAGAAAAAAGAGAAAAAAGAAAAGAGGCAGAAAGAGAAAAAACAGAAGGAGAAAGAGGAAAAGGAGAAAGAAAAAGAGAAAGAGAAGGAAAAGGAGAAGGAGAAGAAGGCCAAGGAAGAGGCUCCAAAGGAGAUAUCUGUGGUUGAUCCGGCUGGUAACACUUACUACCACUGGCUGGCCAUUAUCACGAUGCCCGUCAUGUACAACUGGACCCUGAUCAUAGCCAGGGCGUGUUUUGAGGAAUUGCAAUCUGACUACCUUGUCUACUGGUUCCUCCUGGACUUUCUUGCUGACUGCGUCUACCUUGCUGACAUGGUUUUCAGAACCAGGACCGGUUACCUGGAGCAGGGUUUGCUGGUGAAGGAUGAGAAAAAGCUACGUGAGCGUUAUGUCAAAAGCUUCCAGUUCAAGCUGGACCUGAUCUCUAUGAUCCCCACUGAUUUUCUGUACCUCAUCUUCGGCCUUACCUACCCCGAGAUCCGACUCAACAAGCUCUUCAGGUUCAAUAGGAUGCUGGAGUUCUUCCAGCGGACGGAGACCCGGACCAACUACCCCAACGUUCUUCGAAUCUCCAACCUCGUCAUGUACAUUGUCAUCAUCAUCCACUGGAACGCCUGCCUCUACUACUCCUUCUCCAAGGCCAUUGGUUUUGGUUCUGACAGGUUUGUGUAUCCCAACCCGGCUGAUCCAGAGUUUGGUCGUCUGGUGAGGAAGUACGCCUACAGUAUGUACUGGUCCACGCUGACCCUCACAACCAUUGGAGAAACACCGCCUCCUGUGGAGAACUCAGAGUACUUCUUUGUUGUUACUGACUUUCUGGUCGGUGUGUUGAUUUUCGCCACCAUUGUCGGUAACGUUGGCUCCAUGAUCACCAACAUGAACGCAGCCAGGGCUGACUUCCAGGCUCGCAUCGACGCCAUCAAACAGUACAUGAGCUUCAGAAAGGUAACGAAGGACCUGGAGAAGCGUGUGAUCAAGUGGUUUGACUUCCUGUGGACCAAUAAGAAAGCUGUGGACGAGAGGGAGGUGCUGAAAUACCUGCCUGACAAACUGAGAGCUGAGAUCGCCAUCAACGUCCACCUGGACACCCUGAAGAAGGUUCGUAUCUUUGCGGACUGCGAGGCUGGUCUGCUGGUGGAGCUGGUACUGAAGCUGCAGCCUCAGGUCUACAGUCCAGGAGACUACAUCUGUAAGAAGGGUGACAUUGGCAGAGAGAUGUACAUCAUCAAGGAGGGGAAACUUGCCGUGGUUGCAGAUGACGGUGUCACGCAGUUUGUCGUCCUCAGUGAUGGAAGCUACUUCGGCGAGAUCAGCAUCCUGGCUAUCAAAGGCAGUAAGGCAGGAAACAGGAGGACAGCUAACAUCAGAAGCAUCGGUUACUCCGACCUCUUCUGUCUUUCCAAAGACGACCUGAUGGAGGCGCUAACGGAGUAUCCUGAUGCUAAGGCCUUGCUGGAGGAGAAGGGACGACAGAUUCUGAUGAAGGAUGGGCUGCUGGACUUGGAGGUGGCAGCGCAGGGACCAGAUCCCAAGGAGAUUGAGGAGAAGGUGGACCGGAUGACGAGCAUGCUGGACGUCCUGCAGACCCGCUACGCCCGGCUUCUGGCCGAGCACGAAGCCACUCACAGCAAAAUCAAACACAGAGUCACCCGGCUGGAGAAGAAGCUAGUGCCCCCACCAUGAGCUGACCAGCCAGGUGAUGCUCCGCCCCCUCCAACACCUGAGCCAACCAAAGAACAGAAGAAGUAGAAGAGGAACAGGAAAGCGUUCACCGUCUACCCUUCGUGAUGGUAACAAACUGAAAGCACUGGAGCACGAAAGGGACGACGAGCUUCACAGAGAAGAGCCAGAGGAAAAUUGUACCCAUGCAUGUAGUAAUUUUUUUCAUGUUUAAGCUGGAAAACACUGUAAUUAUAACGUGUCAUGUGAGAAAUAAUGAGCAGUACAUCUUUUCUGUAUGUUACCGUGUUCACUUGAUAGGUUUUAUAUGCAGCAGAACCGCAACUUAGUUCUGUUUGACCACUGACUGUGUGAUGUUUGAGCUACGAUGGCCUACACCUUGUCAAUACUUGUGUAUAUAGAUAUCUGAUUUUUAUGGGUUAUUAUCACAAGUUAUGAAACAUCAUUUUGAAAAAAUCUCUGAAACUUGACCGGUUUCUGUUCAGACAGACUCUGCUGAGAUCAAUCAUAGAAUGAGCAUUAAUUUCUAGAGCUUGAAAACAGGUAGAGGUCAAAGAUCAGUCACUAAACUCACUGCUUGUACAUCCAUCAUCUCAUUCAUGUGUGCUAAGGCUGAUGCUUUUAAAGAUACUGAACAGGAAGUAUGAAUGUCCAUUCAGGAAGUGCUGCGCUAAAAUAAAGAUAUUUUAUAAGGA
Messenger RNA from Mugil cephalus (flathead mullet), 3169 nucleotides. It is a transcript of the gene cnga1b, whose product is annotated as cyclic nucleotide gated channel subunit alpha 1b. Gene Ontology annotation, biological process: monoatomic cation transmembrane transport. Lineage: Eukaryota; Metazoa; Chordata; Actinopteri; Mugiliformes; Mugilidae. The transcript is spliced from 15 exons. The record is from RefSeq and is a predicted model, not a curated record. Gene Ontology annotation, molecular function: intracellularly cAMP-activated cation channel activity; cGMP binding; protein-containing complex binding. Gene Ontology annotation, cellular component: plasma membrane; intracellular cyclic nucleotide activated cation channel complex.